AAAUCAUUAAAAGACAAUCCAAAAUGAAUCUGAUUGUAUUUUGCAUCACACUCGCAGCGGUCAUAGCUCCGUGCGUUUCCCUGACGUGUCACAGCUGUGGAUACCUAAUUGGUGUUGGUGACUAUGACUGUGAUGACCCGUAUGUCAAAAAUACCGGCAAUGUUACAUGCGAUGAUAGUUGGUAUUGCAAGAAAGGCACAAUUUCGAGCGGAAGCACUAUCACCGCUCUCUCACGUACAUGCGAGCCGGAGUGUUCAACGGGCUGCAUCGACUUCCUCGGCUCGACUUUGUGCGGUUACUGCUGCCGGACCGACUUUUGCAAUAGCGCCACCAACGUUCAGAUCAGCGUAGUGACAAUCAUCGCCACCCUACUUCUUUCCUUGGGACUUUUGUAUAAAUAAAAAUUACUAAGCAUGGUUUUGAAAAUUAGUUUUUAUUCAAGAGUUUAUUCAACUUUUAUACUAUUGUAUUCAGAGUUUUGUUAUAAUCUUUUAGGUAUGUGGGUACUGAAUCGUUUGUAGGAAAUCGAGGCUGAAAUAUAGGGAUUGAUUGAGCAUUGUCUUCACAGGUGGACCACGAUGUCAAAACCAAUCUCAUAAAGAGCAGUAUAUUCAACAGUGUGUUCACAGUGUGGAACACGAUGUUAAAUCCCAUUCAUUCCGUGUUAACAUAAUUUCAAUAAUGAGAAUCAUAUCCUUAAACGAGCAGUGUGUUCACAGUGUGGAACACGAUGUGAAAUCCAAUUCACACUGUUAAGAACAUUUAAUAGUGUGAAUCAUAUCCUUGAAGAGCAGUGUAUUCAACGGUGUGUUCACAGUGUGGAACACGAUUUGAAAUCCCAUUCACACUGUGUUAACAUAUUUUUUAUAAUGUGAAUCAUAUCUUCACACAAACCACCUUUACCAUGCACACUUGUACUGCCACGGUGUCCACCCCACAGUGUGAACAUUAUCUCCACAGUGGUAAAUAUUUUAACAUUGUGAAUCACAUCUGUAGGCUCCAUCAUUGGUUCAUGAUUAUGACAAGUCUUCCUAUUUACUUAUUUUCCGCUGCUGAUUUUGUUCAGUAAUCUGAACUAAAUAACACGGAAAUAUCGAUAACAAAGUUUAUGUUACAUUAGCUCC
Messenger RNA from Lytechinus variegatus (green sea urchin), 1124 nucleotides. RefSeq names its product U-scoloptoxin(05)-Sa1a-like. Lineage: Eukaryota; Metazoa; Echinodermata; Echinoidea; Temnopleuroida; Toxopneustidae. The record is from RefSeq and is a predicted model, not a curated record. The coding region runs from base 24 to 401 and encodes 125 amino acids. The transcript has 3 exons.